AUGGUGAUGACGAUGGCUGGCCGUGUGCUGCUGGUGUGUGCCCUCUGCGUGCUGUGGUGCGGUGCGGCCGGUGGAGCUGUUGGUGUUUCUGGUGGGGAGGACAACACUCUGAAAGAAUUAUUUAUUCCAGUUGCGAGAUUGCAGGAAAGAUCAGAACAAAGGGCAGCAGAAGCAACAGCUGACGCAAAGGCAACAGCAGAAAUGGCAGCAAAGGCGGCAGCAGUAGCAGAAGCAGCAGCAGAAGCAGCAGCAAAAGCAAAAAUAGCAAAAGAAGAAGCAAAAUCAGCAACAGCAAAAGCAGAGGAAGCAAAGGCGGCUGCAGAGGCAGUCGCCACAGCAGCAGAAGCACUGCGAGGUACAGCAGUCGGAGAAGAGGAGGUAAAAACAGCAAUACAUGAUCACGAUAAUUCAGUCGAACACCAUUCUGGAGAAAAACAAGAGCUUCUACAAGAAGAACCGGAACGACAAGAAAAAGAACAGCAUGCAAAGCAGCAACACCAACAGCGUGAACAUUCCGCAAGAAAUGGUGAGGAAUCCGCGAAAGACGAAACUGCUAAUAGUACAAAUGCAACCGCAAUUAAGGACGACAAUGACGGCAGCACCGCGGUCUCCCACACCACCUCCCCUCUUUUGCUUCUUCUUCUUGUUGCGUGUGCGGCUGCUGCUGCUGUGGUGGCCGCGUGA
Molecule: messenger RNA, 684 nt
Organism: Trypanosoma cruzi
Lineage: Eukaryota; Euglenozoa; Kinetoplastea; Trypanosomatida; Trypanosomatidae
Product: mucin-associated surface protein (MASP), putative
Exons: 1
Coding region: 1-684 (227 amino acids)
Source: RefSeq, a predicted model, not a curated record